AAAAGAUUCUGGUUUAUGCCAAAAGUGGAAAGAAGCUUGUGGACUCGACGCCGAAGAUGAUGUGUCCGGCUUUCAUAUAUGUUCAAACCAUUUCCAUGAGGAUAUUAAAAAAAAGUUUAUUAUCUAUGGAAAAAAACCAAUGAUAAAGUUAUCGGCUGGAUCAGUACCGUCAAUUUCCGUGCCGUUCCCGCCUCAAUUGACUUGUGUUAUUGAACCCAGGUGUCUAUCACCAGAUGGACAGUCUGUGAUGGACAGCAGUCAGAAUUCACUUGAUACAUUAAACAAGGCUUAUAGUACAAGUGCAAACCUUGAAGAUAAUCAGCUACUAAGUGAUGCAUCUAUUAACUGCCAAGAAGUAGCCUUGUCAACAGAAAUACCUAAUGAAGACACUAAUACACGCUGUAAUACACCUGUUACCCAUAAUACAUCAUUGUAUAAUGGUAGUGAUGAUACUACGACAGAUGUUAAUCAACAAAAUUAUACUGACAAUCAAGAUUUUCUUGAUAAUAAUAGUUUAUGCAAAAAACGUCGACGUUUUGAACCAUUGUAUACGAAGGAAAUAGAAUUAUCAGAUUUUAGUACUCCAAAAAGAGCACGUCGAGUCAUUCAGAUGGUAAAAAAAGAAAACGAAAAACUGUCUCAUAAAAACAAAUCACUUUUGAGACAAAAUAAAUAUUACAAAAAUAAAAUUAAAACUUACGAAGACCUGAUCAGUCAUUUGAAAAAACAACAUUUAAUGUCAAAACAAAUGGAAUUAUCAAUGGUAAAGUAUGAUUCUUCAUCUGAUCAGGAUCAAUAGGAGAUUAAAGACAACUACUGACUUCCUGCUUUUACACUAAAAAUUUAGAUUUAUUACGUCACACUUAAUAAGCUAGUGAUAUAAAAAUAUUAGCUUUUACAACAAUUUUCAUUUACUUUAAAUUUAUUUUUAUAUCAAUUUUAUAAUUGUAGAUAUAAAAAUCUGUGGUUAUUACUCGUAAAAAAAAGAGCGAAAGAGACGACGAUAUCGUCUGCGCUCUUAACUAGUUCAGCGAAACGGUUUAUUGAAAACAUAAGACGUUAGCAAUAUAGUAGUAUUACAUAUAUGCUAUGGCACCACUCAGUUAAUAUAAAUAAAUGACCGGCGCUCAUUGCCAUUGCAUAUUUGGCGCUUGAAAGCAGUAUCUAAAACAAAUUGGCUCAAGUCAAGAACUUGGCUAGUAGUGGAUCAUCUAUCCUUCAAAGAGUUCGAAUGCAAAUUUGAAAGCAACCAUGGAAUUUUUGUGACGUGUGUCUUGACAUGGAGACAUUUGUCCAAAAAUUACUAGCUGACAUUGCCGAUUGUAACUGUAGGUCAGUAGCAGUUUAAAGUCUGAAGCCGGAUUGUUCUUAUGCAGAGUCUUUCUGAAAGCAGGCGUUGUGGUCUCGUCAUGCCUCUCGACUGGUUCACGUCUCUUAUAAUCUAGUUAAAAAAAAAUUUAAUACUCCGUUAAAAAAAGCGUAACCUGAGAAAUUUGUCAGAGAUUUUAAUAAUUGGCAAUUUUUUUUUGUUUACCAGUUUUAUGAUACUUUUCACAAAAUAAAAAAACUCAAAAAUUAAUAAUAAACAGCUGUAAUAUUUUGUUUUAUUUAUUUUUUUUUUGUUAUCAAGUGUAUCAAUUAAUUACUCCAACAGGAAACAUGAUAUCCAUCAAUUUAUUUUUUUGAGAUGGUACUUUUAAUUGUGAUAUUUCUUGCAUUCAGAAUUUAAUGCAAUUUUUGUAGUUUAUCUGCGUUAAAUAGUUUAAUAUUUUCGUCCAUAAACUGAAGACAAAUUAGAAGUUGAAUUUUAUCCAUUAUUCAAAGAUUGUUAUCUUACAAAUAUAUAUAUAUUUUUAAAUGUAUAUUUAAAUAAUUAUUAUUAGUGAAAUAAUUGUAAAUUACCUUGAAGGAAAUCGAUAGCCAAAUUAGUGCCUGCAGAUAUGUAAAACAUAUGAUGGUUUAUUAUUAUUAAAAAAAAGUAUUGAUAAUUAGAGAAAUAAAAAAAAAAAAAAAAAAUGAAAUGAUAUUUAUGUUGAACCUUUCCAUUAAUUAUAUUUUAUAAUAAACUAUUGAGAAAUAUUAUUUUCAAGUUUUUAAGCAUAUUUGAGACUUGAUUUAAGUCAGCAUUGCUUAUAAAAAUUAACAAACAAAAAACAAUGAGCACAUUUAUAUUUGCUUCAUUGCUAUUUCUUUUACUUUCUGUACUUAUAUAUAUUCAAUAAUUUUUUUACUUAUAUUUGAAAAUAGUAUGCCUAUUAUAUAUAUAUAUAAUUAUUUAUGAUAAUAAUUAAGAUAUGUAUAAUUGUCUUUGAAAGUUGAACACUGUAAAGCUUUUUAACUAUGGAGUUUGAUUUCUCUCGUCUGCAUUGAUCGGCAUGAAGAUCAUAUGUUAGACAUUCAUAUGCCUCUAUGUAUUAAUUCACAAUAAAAAUAUUGCAAUAUUGCAUGCAUAAUAUAAAUUUGUCGACUGCCAAGAUUAAAUUCAAACAAUUUUUAUUUAAUUAUUUAUAAAUUUGAAAAUUGGAUUCACUUUUGGUAUUUAUGAGCAGAAUUAAUUUUUCAACGUAAACUUUCAUUUUCAGCUUUUUUUUUUAUAUGUUUACAGAAAUCAAAACACAAAUAAUGUUUAAAAUUGUAUAGAACAGACUGUUUAUUAAACACACUACAUUUACUGAUAGCUUAAAAUAUUACCAGAACAUUUAUUUGGUAGCCUUGUAGAUUAUAAAGUAUUUAAUAAACAGAAUACAAACAAAAA
Messenger RNA from Aphidius gifuensis, 2755 nucleotides. RefSeq lists its product as uncharacterized. Bases 140 to 799 code for a protein of 219 amino acids. NCBI's taxonomy places the organism in Eukaryota, Metazoa, Arthropoda, Insecta, Hymenoptera, Braconidae. The transcript is spliced from 3 exons. The record is from RefSeq and is a predicted model, not a curated record.